This is a messenger RNA of Laccaria bicolor S238N-H82, 1749 nucleotides long. RefSeq lists its product as uncharacterized. The record is from RefSeq and is a predicted model, not a curated record. Gene Ontology annotation, molecular function: inositol hexakisphosphate binding; translation initiation factor binding; phospholipid binding. Gene Ontology annotation, cellular component: nuclear pore cytoplasmic filaments; cytoplasm; nuclear pore. The transcript has 7 exons. NCBI's taxonomy places the organism in Eukaryota, Fungi, Basidiomycota, Agaricomycetes, Agaricales, Hydnangiaceae. The coding region runs from base 1 to 1749 and encodes 582 amino acids. Gene Ontology annotation, biological process: poly(A)+ mRNA export from nucleus; regulation of translational termination; regulation of translational initiation.
AUGCGAUUCAGCGCUCCGAGGUCUCUUUCGCCGUCGCCAGUGCGAGGGAGACGACGAAAUUCUUGCUCAUUCGGUCUGCAAGACGAUUCUGACGAGUAUGAUUCUUACUCGGAGUCAGAAUCGGAAACAGAUUCCACAGAGGAUACCUCGUCAUCUAGUUCAGCAUACUCCUCCGAUGAAGAUCCACCCCUGGCGUUACGACCAAAGCACGUUAUCCGAGAUCCCACAGAACAGCGACAGAUCGAGGACACAGUAGCUGCUAUACGAUUGCGUACACGACAUUAUGACCCUUAUGAAGAAUGGGAGAAGCAGACGCGUAAAGACGCUUUUCGCACCGCACGAAAGGAGCAAGCGAUGUCACAAACACGGCUGCAUGACGAACAGGAUCGAAUACGCGCGGCUGAGGCCAAGCGAAUCGCCGCUCACCAUGAGCAACAAUUAGCUGAGGUGCAAGGGAAACUCAAUGCGCUCAGACUUCAGCAACAGGCUGCUGAGACUAAGUUGAGAGAGGACAUGAAGGCGCGCGAUAAGUUACUAUGGCAGCGGGUCGAAUCCGUCAUUAAGAUGGAAGAGGACAAAGUGAAGGCGCGUUUGGAAAAGGAGAAGAAAGCCAGAGAAGAAGAGGAGCGUUUAGCGAAAGAGGCGGAGUUGAAGAGGCGCUUAGAGGAAGAGAAGAAGAAAGAGGAAGAGGAACGAAAGAGAAAGGAAGCAGAAGAGGCGCAGAGGCUGGUAGAUGAUAAAAAGAAAAAGGAGGAGGAAGAGGAACGUGCCCGAAUAACUGAGGAAAAAGAGAAAACGGAGAGGCUCAAGGCCGAACAAGAACAGCGAAACGCAAUGGGGAUGACAACGGCCGAGCAUGAUUGGAACAAAGCCCGAGAUAACCUUGUUCAUCUCAAAGGAAAAGCGAUGAAGUUUGUCAAGAGCAAUCCAGAGCUCAAGGCCGAGUGGGGCAAAGGGCGUCGGCAGAUCACACCCAAAAUCGGACAGCUAACAAACGAUGAGGGGGCCAUAACCCGCAUUUCUAACCAACUCGUCGAGAUUAUCCGGCCCUCCAAUGGUCCAGCCCACCAUCCAGCAGUAUACGCUGCCCUCCUCUCCUCUCUCGCCAAAGCCAUUCUUUUACAAGCCGAGACUGAAGUCACUGCCGAAAAACGGAGUGCAAUGCCCCUUGCAAAAGUGGCAUUCAACCUCCUCGACACUCUGGACCACUUCCCCGAGAUAUUCUUCGCCAAGCUCGUACAACGCGUAGGAAGCUGGCCUAUACCCGCCGUCGUUCCAGCCGUAGACAUCGAUGGGAAGCCAUGGGAAAACAGGUCCAAGGUGAUGGGAUAUAGGAAGAGCGAGAACUCUGAUGACUUGGAAUCGCCAGCAGAGUAUGGAAAUCGCGUGUCGGGGAUUAUGAGAGUUUACUUCCAUAUUCUGAAGAUACCUCCGCGUCAGCAGCCUUUGAAGCCGAUGUUUCAGCUGCCAAGGUAUUGGAUAUGGUUUGCUAGGCUGAUAGGGGAGAGGGGGCUUCUGGAGACAGCGAUAGCGCCACAGCUCAUCUACACUGCGCUUGAUGUCCUUGGAUCCGAUGCCAGAGAUAUUUGGGGCUACCAGUGGGUUAAACUUCUCGCCCUAGUAUAUGAGGGUGUUACCGCCAGCUUAGAAGGUGGCAACUUCAUCGGAAGCGAGUCUCCUGAAGGCAAAGCAGCCCGCGUUCGCGUACAACUAGAAAUCGAGAGAAUCAUGACUGGCGUGCGGUCGUAG